GGCGCGUCUCUCAGCUCUCUGUCGCUCUCUGUCGUGCGAAGGUUCUCCCCUCCCCUCCCAUCCCGUCCCGGACCCCGGUCGCGGUCCCGACUGUCCCGAGUCCCGAGAGUCCUGAUGGGGUCACAUUUACACGGUCGUUUCGUUGGUCUCUCGUGCAUAUCGGUGCAAAAAAGAAAUAGAAGAAAAUAAAAUCAUUGAAGAGAGCUAUAUGCGAAAUUGAGGUAGCAAAGAUAUAAAGAAACAAGGUGUUUGCGAGAUAGAAAUCAACGAUGGACGAUACUUUAGAAUUUGAUUAUGCCGAAAUGCUUCAUCACAUAAGCGUAGUCGUGUCGGACGAUUGCCUACGUUCGGAAAUGGUUGACGGCGUACCGAUACGAAAAUUAUUCGUCAGCAAUUUGGCUGAAAGGACAACUUUCAAGGAUUUACGCACAUACUUUUCUAUGUAUGGAAACGUCGAGAGUUGCUACUUGCGUAGAAAUCAGGGGAAAAGUAACUAUGCGUUUGUCACGUUUACUAAAGUAGCAGAUGCAGUGACAGCGAUGCAAGACGGGAGUAGGAAGCGCAUAAGAUUGCACAACAGAGAUUUAAGGGUGAUGGCCGCAGAUUCUUGGCAUCAACCUGACAGUACGGAGCAGAGAUUGUAUACGAUGGGAAAAGACUCGACCAAAACUUGCGAAAGAAAGCUCAGCACGGAACAAUACGUUCACAAGUAUCUGCAAAAUGACACCGAAAAUGUAUCCAUCCAUAUGCUGAAUGACGACUGCUUGAGACAUAUCUUCCUGUUUUUGCCAAUUAUAGAUAGAGUCCGCAUAGAGAUAGUUUGCAAGCGCUGGAGAGAUUUAAGCCAAGAUUCCUGGCAUAUGAUUAAGACAUUGGAUCUCUCGCCAUCUACGUGGGGUUUCACGUACACCCAUACCAUCCGUACGGCUUUACUUCGCAAAAUAUUACUUAAAUGUGGCAGAUUCUUAACGCGAAUAAAGCUAAAUGACCCGAUUCAUUAUUUAAGCCAAAGCACUUUGACCGUUAUCGGGAAACUUUGCCCUAAUCUUACGAAUAUCGACGUUACCGCACUGACAGUUUGCGCGUCAGGUAUACGUACAUUAGCAAAUAAUUGUAGAAACAUAACCAAGUUUAAUUUAGGACCAUCUACAUAUAGUUGUGAUAACGAGUUAAAGUGUCUCUUUAAGCUAAAUCAAAACUUGGAAUAUCUCGCGAUAACUAGAAAUAACAUUUUGGGUAAAUGCUUAUUAUGCUUGCCAGCGCAAACUAUGCAUACAAUUAUAUUGGACCGUUGCGACUAUCUUCAGGACACUCACCUUUCAAUGGCACUAAAGGAGCUUGAAAAUUUGAACCAUCUCGCGAUAAACGAAUGUAUCGGUAUAACUAAACACACAUUGGAAGUUGUCGGUCAGCAUUGUAAAAGUUUAAGAACAUUGGAGCUCGACGGAGACUUUCCCUCCGCACAAACGGCGGAUAUGUUGUAUUUAAUUCACCUUGUCAAUCUGCAAGUUUUAAAAAUCACGUACAAUCCUAAGAUAUCGGACGAUUUCCUUACCGAUUUAGUACAACAUUGUCAGCAGCUUACCAACGUAGACAUUACAGGUUGCUCCAACGUGAGCGAUGUCGGAUUAACGGCUAUUGCUACGUUAGUAAGACUAGAAAAAUUAAUCGUCAGUUAUAUGCAUCAAAUUACUGACGAUGGCUUGAAAAACGUGUGUGGCUUAAAAGAAUUGGAGUGCCGAAGAUGUCUAUUUAGCGAUCGGGGCAUGACAACGCUCAUCCAAUCCUCGCCCGAAUUACAAUUGUUAGAUCUUUCCGGAUGUAGGAAUAUUAAGGACCCCACUCUUGAGGUGGCUAAAGACGUUUGUAACAGUCGAACUAAUAACGUCAUGUUGAAGAUGAUCGUUGGGGGAACAGCAAUUCUCACUAAGAAAGAAAUAGGUCAAGAGAGACUGCCUCCGCUAUUGCAUAUAGUUCACGUCGAUUUGUCUGAUAUUGGUAGCGUGUCUAAUACGUGUCUCGUGGAUGAGCUGGAUUCUUGGUACGAUGGAGAUUCAGAUUAUACAGAAUAUUCCGAUUACAUAGAAUAUUCAGAUUAUACGGACUAUUCGGAAGAUGAUAUAUACUGUAGAGAACCUGAUGAAUUAGAUCAUUAUUCCGAUUAUUAACACUCGUCUAUAUCACAAUUUUCUACGAUUCUAACCGAUUUUUUUCUACGAUUAGUCUUACCGUCAUUGAGGUUCCUAAGAUUUCGUAUGUCUUGUCACAUGCUGUCCUAUAUUACAUGACCAUUGACUUUAGAGAUACUUAUUCCCACGAAUAUCAUAAUGCUACAAUCAAACAAUUACAUGAAUACACACGCGCGCACAUCCACACCCACUCACACGUACAUGUAGCCACGAUAAACAUGUAUAUAUUUAUUAUAUUAAGUAUUAAUAAAGUGCAAUAAAAUAAAGCAAACGUAAGUUCAUCUUCAUCUACCAUAAAUUCGUACCAGUCUGUGAUCAUACAUACCUGCUUUAUCUGUUCUAUCAGAGAA
Molecule: messenger RNA, 2539 nt
Organism: Temnothorax curvispinosus
Lineage: Eukaryota; Metazoa; Arthropoda; Insecta; Hymenoptera; Formicidae
Product: putative RNA-binding protein EEED8.10
Exons: 7
Coding region: 270-2168 (632 amino acids)
Biological process (GO): SCF-dependent proteasomal ubiquitin-dependent protein catabolic process
Cellular component (GO): SCF ubiquitin ligase complex
Molecular function (GO): protein binding; RNA binding
Source: RefSeq, a predicted model, not a curated record